Messenger RNA from Bacillus rossius redtenbacheri, 10912 nucleotides. RefSeq names its product activin receptor type-2B (gene put). Gene Ontology annotation, cellular component: activin receptor complex; plasma membrane. Lineage: Eukaryota; Metazoa; Arthropoda; Insecta; Phasmatodea; Bacillidae. The transcript has 10 exons. The coding region runs from base 759 to 2282 and encodes 507 amino acids. The record is from RefSeq and is a predicted model, not a curated record. Gene Ontology annotation, biological process: cellular response to growth factor stimulus; activin receptor signaling pathway; protein phosphorylation. Gene Ontology annotation, molecular function: activin binding; activin receptor activity; ATP binding.
UUGCUUUCGCUUUGGGGAAAACAUAGAGAAAAUAAGCAAAACGCCAUAUUGCCUAAUGGAAGGUGAAAUGUUUUCGUUUAAUGGGAUGUGUUGUUUUUCGCGAAAAUGUGCGUUAAAUGUUUGAACACAGUUUGAAAUUACGCUAAUGAAGCUUUCCACUUAGCGUAGUUUAAGAAAAACUAUAUUACACAGAUAGGCAGACUAAUAAUUGGUAGAUAUAUUAAAAAUUGGGACUAUUAUUCAUUGGAAGAUCGUACGACGGAUUUAUGGGGAUUGAUGUUGUGUUAUUGUAUUUCAUAUAUUGUCAUAAUUAUGAAGUAUUUACAUAUUUGUACUAGCUUCGUGCAGAAUUUAAUCUUUUACUCUCGAUGUGAUGUGUUGACAUUUCUCUCAUUAAGUUACCGUGUAACCAUUCACGAUUAGAACAUGUGGUUUACCAAUAUCUUUACGCAAAUUUCGUGCCUACCAUUAUCCUUUGUUAAUGACUGAAAUUAAAUCUGAAGAUUGGCGUAUUUCACCGGGUAUCGGCUACUGUGUUUGAAUGAAACGCCUAUUGUCAUUCAGAUCUACAGUACAAAUUUUCAUGCCUUAUUGAAUUUAGUUUAAAUAUUACCAUUGUGCCAAAGUUGACUUCCACUGUAUUUUUUAUUUAUACAGCAAAGUCUAGUAAUAUAGCUUGAUUGUAGUUCUGGUAAUUUACCGUGUGAAGUUGGUGUUUGGCCAUUUUUUCAAACUACGUAUAAUUAAGAAGAGCUCCAAUGAUUUCCUGCAUAAAUCCUACGCUGCUGGUUUUCCUAUGCCUCUACCUAGGGCUGUGUGCGGGCCGCAUGGCGGUGUCUCGGACCUCGUACUGCGAGCACUACAACGCCUCCAGCUGCGCCGGCGACGGCUGCCUGGAAGUGCAGGAGUGCGAGCAGCCCGAGCCGGAGAAGCGGAACCACUGCUUCGUCCUGUGGCACAACAACAGGAGCGGGGAGCCCGUCGUGCAGUUGAAGGGUUGCUUCCUGAACAACAUAGACUGUUACAACCGGUCCAAGUGUGUGGAGACGCGGGAGGAGCCGAAGAAUGCCUAUCUGUUUUGCUGCUGCGAGGGCGACAUGUGCAACCGCAACUUCAGCUGGGAGCCGGCCCCCACCACGGCACCGCCCCCGGAGAGCACAGCAAGUGUAUCCUACAUUGGCAGCAACAGUCAUGAGAUCCUGCUGUAUAUCUUGGUACCUAUUGGUGGUCUCACCAUGAUUUUCCUUCUCAUGUUCUGGCUGUAUCGAAAGCGACGCUUCUCCUACUUUAACGAGAUUCCAACGAUUGAGCCACAUCCAUUGCCUCCCCCGUCUCCUUUCUUGGGCCUGCGCCCCAUCCAGCUGCUGGAGAUAAAGGCCAGGGGAAGGUUUGGGGCAGUGUGGAAAGCUCAGUACAAAACUGAAAUGGUUGCUGUCAAGAUUUUCCCCAUACAGGACAAACAGUCGUGGGUGACAGAGCAGGAGAUAUUCAAGUUGCCACAGAUGGACCACGCCAACAUUCUCCGCUUCAUCGGCGUGGAGAAGCGCGGCGACAACCUGCAGGCAGAGUUCUGGCUCAUUACCGCCUUCCACGAGACGGGCUCUCUGUGCGACUACCUCAAGGCCAACACUGUGACGUGGUUGGAGAUAUGCCGCAUCGCGGAGUCCAUGACCAGGGGUCUGAUGCACCUUCACGACGAGGUGCCUGCCAACAAGGCCGUUGGUUUCAAGCCAGCCGUCGCUCACCGGGACUUCAAGUCCAAGAAUGUUCUCCUGAAGAGCGACCUGACGGCUUGCAUCGCGGAUUUUGGCCUGGCACUCAUCUUCCAGCCGGGGAAGCCGUGCGGCGACACCCACGGCCAGGUCGGCACGAGGCGUUACAUGGCUCCAGAGGUGCUCGAAGGGGCCAUCAACUUCUCCAGGGACGCGUUCCUCCGCAUCGACAUGUACGCGUGCGGCCUGGUGCUGUGGGAGCUGGUGUCCCGGUGCACCGCGCAGGAGGGACCCGUCCCGGAGUACGCGCUGCCCUUCGAGGAGGAGGUGGGGCUGCACCCCACGCUCGAGGACAUGCAGGAGUGCGCAGUGCAGAGGAAGGCACGGCCGGCCCUGCGGGAGGCGUGGCGCGGCCACGCGGGCCUGCUCGCCCUCUGCGACACCAUGGAGGAGUGCUGGGACCACGACGCCGAGGCCCGCCUGUCGGCCUCGUGCGUGCUGGAGCGCGUGGCGCUGCUGUCGCGGCUGCCGCCUCCUCCGCCCCGCAUCCUUCCGCCGCUCUCGCAGUGAGAUUACGUUAUCAAGUACCUGCUCUUCUCUACAGUACCUGGAAAACAAGAACAUUUUGUAAUCACAGUUAACAAUACCUAUUAUAAAAACCAUUCAACAUGAAUGAAACAUACCUCUGUUAAUACUGCAUGCCGCAGCAAGCUGAUAACUGUGACAUCACCAUAGUUAGUUGUAAGCAGUCUCGCUAUAAAGAGUCAGUGUUUUAUGCAUGCGUUGCAUUGGAACAGUGAAGCCAGUGUGUGUGAUGAUUUUAGUGAAAUACGUUUUGCUUAAUGUAUGAUGGAACUGUUUUUCCACAUGCAUCUACAGCAUUGUUUUUGUUACACUCAUAUUAUGGCAAGUUUUUCUCACAAUAGUCGUAUCUUUCUUUCUGCUGAUGAAACAAUAAAGCAGAGCUUUUUCAAGCAAGUUCUUUCAAAAAAAAUUCUCGACAUUUUUCUUUAGUUAAUAACUUACAAAAUAGUUUUAAAUUGCAGUACCAGGAAGUAGUGAGCACAGCAUAACUUGGACUUUACAGCUUUUUUUUAUAGUUAUAUUGUGCCAUUACAUCAGUACUUAUCUAACUAAACAGUAAAGGUAAAAAAAAAUAUUGUAAUAAUGCCAUGACAUGUGUGUUAUGAAAACAAAAUCAAUUUUCAAGUGUACGCAUGGCCAACACGCUGUAGUACACAGAAUGUAAGCAAUGUUUUGUCUCGCCUGCGAUGAUGUGAAGUUUUUAUGUAAUUUUGAAGAUGUAUGAUUUUUUUUACUGGUGUUAAAUAUUUAUAACUUCCUAAGUAAUUUUUUAGUUCUCUGCGUGGACUUUGUACUUGUACAGUUUUUUUACUGUGUUUAUUACAUUUUAUGAUUUUUGGGGAUUUUUCGAUGAACUGCAUCAGAGCAUCACUUUAAUAAAAUAAGAAUAAUGGUUAACUUAGCUAUCUGACCAUGUUUUCCAGUGUAUUAAUGAUGUUAAAGCUGACUACUGAAGUAGAAAUGUGGUAGUAGUAAAAAAUGGAAGAUGAGCUGCUGCAUAAACAGGCAUACUGGCUUUCUUUAAUGACGACAAUUUCCUCCCUUUCUCCCCCCGUAAUCACCUCCUUCACAAGACUAGUAUUAAUGUCAAAAACCUCCCAUCACACCCUCCCAAGCACUCAAAUUGUGCCAGACUCGUAAAUAAACCUUACUUAGUUUUCUGUAGCACCAACUAUGUGCAUAACAUCGUUCUGCAACCAAAUUGUUCCAUGAUGCAUUUUACUUGAUUGAAAAAAGUAAAACAAUAGAAAAGAGCAUUGUGCUGCACAGACCGCUGGGAUCAGUCGCAUGUUUGUUUCUCUCCGUGUGUUCCCGAGUACUAUCAACAACCCCAUCUGGGACUCCUAGGCCUAAUAAAUUGGCCAAUGUGAUGGGCAAAUAAAAUGUCAAGGGUCUUUAUCUUCUGAAUCUGAAAUAAAUAAAUUCAUAUAACUCAAAAAUGUGGCAAUUUCAGCUAGGUUGUUUCUCAGGGUAAAAUGACAUUGAUUGCCAUCAAACUCGGUUAAGGAGAACAUUUUAAAUGGCAUCUUAGGACUUCUGGUGUUGGGUUUAUAUAUCUGAAUCAUCCUUUUACACAAUUAAAAUAAAGGGUGGUAUGCGAUAUGACAUAUGACACUUAAAAAACUGGAGGAAUUCUGUUAAUGAAAAUCCCUAAAAUAAGACAGAAGAUACUAUGGCGUUUAAUGAUGUAAUAAUUUUUAUUUUUGAGGAAUUUAAUCCCGUAAAUUUUUUGGAAGACAAAUUAAGGUCUGGAUACAAACAUAAGCAUUUCAAAGAAACAACACAGUAUUUUACACAACAGUAAACUACAUGUAAUUCAGUCUGGCUAGCUCCAGUCCCAUACUGCGAUAAAGGAUUUACAAAAACUUAGUAUUAAUAUUAAGUAGUGUUUGUUUUUGUUUACGCUUGCUUAAUAUUUUGCUAUUUUUAAUACCAUGUUCCAUUUUCGGCCAGCUGGAAGCUCUGAAUGUUGUGCUACUUUUUCAGUUGAAACUUUAUUUAAUUAACAGUAAAAUGUGAUUGUGUUGAGUGCAUCUGAUCUGUUUUUUUUUUUUUUUUUUGGUUGUUUAAUGUUUGCACAUUUUUACAAAAUUAGUGCUGCACCAUUUACAACACUGUUCACUUUAUGAAGGAAAAUUCUUUUUACAUUUAAUUUAGAAAUACCUGCGCUAUUAUGGAUUUUACUCUGCAAGUAUGAACCUUUCUUCCUAUGACUACACACACUAUACAUGUUAAAGCAGCAUCUUGAAUGCUAACUCAACCAAAAUAAACGAAUGUGGUUAAGUUAAAGUCUAUUCAGCCAGGCCACUGAGCUUGUAUUGUGUUUUGUAGUUACUUAUCACUAUUAACUGUACAUGUGUAAACUUUUGUGUCGAUUGUAGCCCAGUCUUUACGUACUAAUUUAAAAAAAAAACAUUGUUUAACAUGGUACUCGAACCAAACCAACGUGCUAGAAGUCAUAAAGACACUGACCUCUGUACCACUAGGUACCAUAGUGAGGAAGAGAGAACUUUGAGUUUGUAAAUGUAUGUUUUGAGGGAUAUGCUUUGCUGAAAACUAACAACUAUGUUUGGCUUUUGUUAAAACUUUUUGUUUCAUGUUCGAGACACCAUGUCAAUGCUACUGAAUUACAUGUGUUCAGGAAUUUUUUUUAAUCUUAAAUUGACUAUAUAUACACUAGUAUAAAUUUAUUUGAAUUUAAUGUGUGCUGGAUUAAUUUUUAUUAGAUAUCUACACAGUUAACAGUUUUGUUAUUCAUAUGGAGUAGUAACAUUCAGUGAGACAACAUUGAAGUAAAACCUGAACUUUGCCAUUGCCAGGAGAGUGGUCACCUUGUGGCAUUACCUCAUUUUGCCAAUGCCACAUCUUCCGUUUUUAGAACAGGAAAAUGUGUAUGUAAUAAGUACCAUGAAUUUUGGUUUUCUCUUGUUCUGUCAUUAAAUAAAUACAUUGUGUCUUUUUAGUGUUUACACACUGAUAAUCAUAAUCAAAUAUGAAACAAUUUUGGUUUUUGAAACUUUUUCUGGUUUUGUUGGUUCUAAAAAGUACAGUAGAGUCCCGCUAAUCCGAACCCCGCUAAUCCGAAAAUCCGCCUAAUCCGAACAGGGCUAGGAUAAAAAAAAAUUAUAUCAUUUAAGAACUAAGAAAAGUAAAGAAAAACAAGUUUUUUCAAGUAAUGUUGUACGUUUAUUAAUAUGUGCAUAAGAAACUUAUAAUUUAUCUAUCUCUCUAUGUGAGUAAUUAAAAAUAUUAUGACACUAAAUAUGUACGCUAAAUAAUAAAGGUGUAUUUUUCGUCUGACCUUCCUUAUAUAUUUGAUAUAUCAGACACUAAAUACGCCUCAAAAAGACAAUAUAUGGCAUUAUACGACAAAAUUCAGCCUAAUCCGAAUUUUCGCUAAUCCGAACAGGGUUCGGUCCCAAUUAGUUCGGAUUAGCGGGAUUCUACUGUAUAUUCAUUAGAGACAUUGCUGAUAACACAACUAAGUGGGAAUUCAUUUGCUGCCUGGUGCACUGUUAUUAAUUAUUAUAGGCAGACUACCUGGUGAUUGCACCAUUUAUUCAAACCUAAAAGUGGUAAUAGUGUGUAUUAAAUGUUUUUUUUCCGUGUUGUAUCUGUAUAUUGUACCAGUUAACAGAAUUGCUCCUAUUUACGUACCUGAAAUGUGUUGAUAUUGAUAGUUUUGCUAGAAAGCCUAGUUGCACAGUCACUCAGUCCCUUAUUACAACCUAGUUUGAUACAUACCGUGCACUGCUAGAGGGUAUUUUUGUCAUUGAAUCAAUUAUGUUAAUGUGCAUUUGAAUGAGAGUCAAAAAGUAAAGUCUGUGUAUGUUUGCUGCACCUUAUAUGUACAUAUGUAGAUACAUACCUUUAAAUACAGUGAGUGUUGCACAUAACUUCCAGUCACAAGACAUGUAUAUAAAUGUAUGCAUGUGCUAGAAAAAUUGUGUGUUGUAGCACAUGUAUGUCUUUAAAAAGCCUACAACAGUUUUGCAAAAUUAUGCUACAUAAUCAUUUUUUUGUGUUGAAAAAAAAAAGUAAAAAUACUUUUUGCUGCAUGCCAGCCUACAGAAAUUACGUGCAGUAUUUCUUCGCAGUAUGAACAGUCUUUACUUUUUGAUGUCCUUUUGUUAAUGUGCAUGUGUGUAAUUUCUACCUCUUGUACAUGUUCCUAGAAAGUGCAAGAAUUUGAAAGUGUGUUCUUGUGUGAGGGGAAAAUUUUUGUCUCAUAGUCACUAUUUUUCAUGGCCGAAACAAAACUCACUUUCAAUUCGACUAUGAAACACAAUUUUUACGGUGCAACUGUCCAGCGCAUGAGUUCCCGAACAUUUGUGUGCGCCUCACAUCAUCAAGGGUGAAAGUGUGACAGAGAAUCUUUCAGAUGUGCGUUUGUGGAAACCAUUUGUAAAGUCAUAUUUUUAUGUUAAUAUAGUCUGUAAGGUAGGUGUUGUAUUUAAUCGUUGCUGUGUAGGAAUUAUGUGCAGUAAUGGAUGAAGACUUGUACUAAGAACUAGGAUUUUUAGCAAUCUCAGUCAUUUAUUAAAAUUGUUUUUUUGUGAAACGAACACAACAAAUACGGAAACUACAUUUUGUAUUUUGCAGGUAGUAGUUUUUAAUAUUUAAAUAUAUGUACAUAUUUUUAUUUUUAUCUGUAUUUUUGCAUUGUUUUUAAGGGAAAAAAAUUAAUUUCAUUUUGGCAAUUUUAUUUUUACAUUUUUAUUGCAGUAUUUAAUUAAUUAUGCUAUUUAGUAAAAAAAAAUCAUGUAAAGCUUGAUAUAUGUAUAAAUGCUUCAGUUAUAAAAUCUAUAUUAAAAGAGGUAGGAGGGUACAUGAAACUAUUUAUUUUUUUAUCCAGAGAAAAUAAAGAAUAAUUAUAAAUUCUUAUUUAAAGAGUUUUGGUUAACUUUUUAAAUUUUCAUAAAUUUUUUUGAAUUAAAAGUGACUCUUGAUUUUACUGAUUAAAAUCAUUAAUAAUUCAAUAGUAUUUAAUAGCCGCAUAGGUAAUGGUGACAGGACAGAACUCUUUUAGCCACAUAUGCAUUUUAAUUCUCAAGAUGAUGCUGUGAAUGAUGUUCAAUGAAUUGAGCGAGCUCUUGUGAAAAUUACCUAAGAUAUUAAACCUAUCAAGUAGACCUGUGCAAAUAUGUUUUUUAGUUCAAAACAAAUACGAAAACCAAAUUAUUCUCGUAUAUGAAUAUUGUAUUCGAAAAGUAAGAAUGAUGAUUAGAAUCCCACUCAAAAUUUUUUUUCACAUCAUGUAGCAAAUACAUAAGGAAAGAAAAAAUUGAAUGUGCAGUGUAGUACCAUCUGGGAAAUUAAACAAAUAAUACUAAAGUGAAACUAAAGUGAAAAGUUGGUUAGGUUAAGUUAGCACCUAUAAUUGUACGUUAAAAUUUGUUAGAAUAUUUAAAUUGUGUCUUUAAUUAUGCAGCUGACCUAGCCAACAAAAAUUUCAUUUCACUUACCAUAUUUACCAGCGGCAGGGUCACACCUUUAAUUUUGGCCCAAAAAAUGUAGCGUUUUCACCGUAAGGGCCGCCUAAAGUAUGGGCCGCAUCCUGUAUCUGUCUCCAGUAGAAUACAAGCGAAGUCUUCAUGGUCGGUCCGUGUUUCAUUGCCUCCUAAGAAACAUGGCACCGGUUCUUCAUCUCUCCCCUUGUUAUCCUUUAUGACCCAAUAAUACUAUUUUUUACACUAGUGUUUCCUUUUCCGUCUAUUGCAUUAUUUUUAUACCGUCUCCUUCUGCAAGAGAGGAGAGAUGGCAUGUUGCUCGAUUGUUUUUGUUAGUUCCUUCUGUAAAAACAAGCAGGCCCUUUACUUCAGUUUUGUUAUGGAAUGUCGCAGUAGUCAACGUGGGAAAUUUCUUUCCAAAAAAAGUUUAGUUAUAGUUUCUUUACAAAAACCUGUAGAGUUAGACGUGAUGGAUUGUGUACGGUGCCAGUUCACGGACGUUUAAAGCGAUGAGAGAGGGAGGGAGAACCGUUAACACUACUGCAUGGCUCAAACACACACGCAUGCACACACCUCUUCUUUCUCAGGCUCUGGCUGGUUUAUUUUUAGAUUUUCCCCUCUUGCCGUAGGUCUACCUAGCAGCAUACAGCCACAUCACUUGCCGGCACCGGCUGGAUAGCAGCCCAACAGGCGGCAGGCACAGCACAAUGCUUUACACGCCUUGCCGAGAUAUUUUAAUCAAACAAUUUUUACUUGCUCGUAACAUAUUUAUUUAAAAACAACACAGGCUAGUAAUUUAAGCAAAUAGUCAACCACAACCGUGCAAUGUUAAUUUUUUUUUACCCAAAAUUAAAAAAAAAAAUUUGCAUAUGGGUCACAGUACAUUAUAUUGAACAAAAAAUCAGCCAUCUGCCUUAUUUUCCAGAACCUGCUGUUCUACAUAUUGAUCCAGAACAUUUUUGUAAACCGCAAAAUAUAAUAAAUUCUGAUCUAUUUCGUGAAAAAUGUGAUUUUUUUUUUUAAAGCUGUGUUCCUAAGUUAGUGAUUAAUUGAGCUGAUAUUUACAUGUUUAAACCAUAGUAACUCUCACGUUUUCGUUAAUGGCACCCAGGUGAAGUGUAUUUUAGUUCAGCAAUAUUAGAAACAAUUUUUGCUAACCUGAUAUCUGAUAUCUGAAACCAUAAUUUUUCCCCUGUUUUUUUGUUUUUGAUUCACAGCAUCUGUUUCGUCAUAGAUACAAAGAGCAAGUAAGCUGCUACUGUGUUGAUUGUGACUAGAUUUAUACACAUUUGAAACUAUGGUGUUCUUUUCUUUUAAUGGCCAUCGCAGUGGAAUGUCCGUAUUUUGUGAUGUAGUCCAUGGUUUUUGACGUUAAUUUAUUUUUUUCCUGCUACCGGUACAUGUGAUAAAAUUAAUACAAUUCAUAUUUGGUUUUCAAGUUUGAAAUGUCACAAAUAUGCCAUGUGUUGAAACGUUCAUACAAUUUUUCCGUUUCUGUUUAGCGAGUUAGUACUGCAAAAAAAAAUUUGAAUACUUUUGCAUGUUUAAAAUUUUGCUUAUUGUUGAUGUUUUUUUAAAAAUUAGGUCCCAUUAAAACAUCGAAAAUGGGUAAUUAUAUCACACAAAUGACUUAAGCUGAACAGUGAAUGUUGGUAUACAACUCACUAGUUAUGCUAUGUCAAAUAUUCAUAAGUGAACGAAUAUUCAUUAUUUGAAAGUACAUAUUUGUAUUCUAGGUUGAAAUGAAUUCAAAUAAUAAACUAUUCAUAUUUGAGAAUUAAAAUAUUUGCACAGGCCUGCUAUCAAGCAAAUAAAAGAACUAUGAAAUUUUUUUUAUAGCAGGGAAGGAUGUAAAUCCUUAAGACCUGUCUACAACUUAUUUGAUGCUAAAUGGUUAACACUAUAUGUAACAAUAAAGAGACAUUAGUUACUUGAAACAACCAAUCUGAAAAUUGCCAAGUAAAUAAGAAAUAUGUAAUUCCAUAGACCUAGACAUUAUUAUUAAUUAUUAUUAUUAUGUUACAUUGGUCUAAUUUCAGCUUAUUUUUUCAGGCAUUAUUUAAGUUUAUUUUUAGGCUUCUAAAAGUUGAGGAAAAGUUACAAUGUAUGAUUAAAUAUUUUUUUUUGGCAUACUGUAGGAGAACACAGAUUAAAAUCAUUAAAGUACACAUAAUGUUCGCAUAGAAAUGAGUGUUGUAUUUUUUUCAUCCUACCAAUGAAGUCAUACCACUGAUGCAUCAAAUUAAAUUCAUAGUUCUCUUUGACUUUUAUUGUAGGUGACAUAUUUUGAUAGGUUAGCAUUAAAUGUAAAAAAAUUUUUGGAUGAGGCCAACUUUAAACACGGUUGUGUUCAGCAAUGCUAAAUGUGGUUGAUGAGGGUGCUAUUUCUAUGUGUGUGUCAAGUCUUUAAGUAAUGUGUUUUGUAACACCAAAUGAAUUGUAGACGGGGCUUUACACAUUUAAGAUUACCAUUUUAUGUAUCUGCACACUCACAGGAGUUGCUAACCUAUGUUUGUAUUGCAAUAGCAAAGAAUAGUUCCUAAGUUGAGUGUCUUUCCAAGCAUUUAUUCAACUUGUAUUUUACAGGUAUUGGAACACGGUGAACAGUAAGGCUUGUUAAAGAUGUUCCUGUGUAAGAAGUUUUCACAGCUACUUUUAACACUUAAAUAUUUCUGCCAUUCUCUCCAUAUGAUGUGUAUUAUAUUUUCCUGUUUAAGUAUUUAUUAUUUCAUUUACUGUACAUGAUGAUGUAAUUUCUCAAUUGAAAUGCACUAUUUCUCGGGAAAAAACAAGCCUCAGUAUCUUAUUUAUGAAAAAUACUUAGCUUCACAAUGUGGGCCCAAGUAAGCUACAGAAUUAUUCAAUCUAUAAAAUCACUACAUGCAGUGUGAUUGGACAGUUCAGCAGUUCUGUUUGAUUCUGUGUAGUGCACAAAUGUGGUGUAUCCGUUGGUCCCUGGCUUGCAACCGACGGCUAAACAUCUCAAAGGCACACUUUUCCGUACCUGCAGUUCCUCAGAAACCGACUAAGUCUUUGUGAAGAUAUGAAUGAGCAUGUGACUGUGGUUUGGUAUGACAGUAUGCAUUUGUUUACAAUUGUUUACCUUUUUUUAUUGGGCUUAUAAAAAACUCAGUUUUAAAAAUAAAAAGUGUUUUCAAAUAAAAA